Messenger RNA from Uranotaenia lowii, 2165 nucleotides. Its product is annotated as UV excision repair protein RAD23 homolog B-like. Gene Ontology annotation, molecular function: proteasome binding; ubiquitin binding; polyubiquitin modification-dependent protein binding. The transcript has 3 exons. Lineage: Eukaryota; Metazoa; Arthropoda; Insecta; Diptera; Culicidae. Gene Ontology annotation, biological process: nucleotide-excision repair; proteasome-mediated ubiquitin-dependent protein catabolic process. The coding region runs from base 299 to 1381 and encodes 360 amino acids. Gene Ontology annotation, cellular component: cytosol; nucleoplasm. The record is from RefSeq and is a predicted model, not a curated record.
AGCAGCAAAACUUGCGAAAGAAAAAAGAGAAGCAAACUGUCAAAUUGGAAAAUAUGAAAAUCAUUUACGAGUGCAAAUUUCGCUAGGAAAUUCCUCGCAUUACAAUAACACCGCGAAAAACACGAUAAGGAUUCGAGUAUAUUUCCGUUCCUACCCAGCUAGUUGGUGCGAGUUCCGUUUCCGUUUUGUUUCUCUCGAGCAGUUCCGCUUCGAUCCACAAACGGGGUCCUCUGGAAAAAUCCAUCCGGCGGCAAGUGCUAGUUCCGGUGCGUGAAAGUGUGAGUGCGAGCGACCGAAAAUGAAAAUUACUAUCAAAACCCUGAAGCAGGAGGCGUUCCACAUCGAGGUCGAUGUGGAAAAGGACUCGGUCCGAACGUUGAAGGAAAAGUUCCUGGCCGAGAGUAAACAGGAUUUUCCGGUCGAGCGGCAGCGAUUGAUCUAUCUCGGUAAGGUCAUGGCCGAUGAGGACCCACUAAGCCAGUACAAUUUGGAUGAUAAGAAGUUCGUGGUGGUUAUGAAUAUGAAGGCUCCGGCAGCGGCUGCAGCAGCGACGCCCGCGACCAGCACCGCCACAUCCGAAGGAAGCUCCUCGACCACCACAGCUACCGCAGCGGCCAAGAGCGAAACAACACCAGCCUCGGCCUCUACUGCUGAAAAGCCCAAGGAAGAGGAGAAACCGAAAGAGGACAGCACCCCGGCACCGGCUGCCGCAACAACACCGACCGAGAGCCAGGAUGAUCUGCAGGUCAAGAUCCAGCGGAUAAAAGAAAUGGGCUACUCGGAGGAGGAAGCCCGCAUUGCCCUGGAAAUCUGCGACAACAACCCGGACCGAGCUGUGGAGUAUCUGCUGUCGGAAAUCGCCACCAGUUCGCUUGGCGGAGGUGGGGGUGUUGGGGGUGGUAUUGGAGGUUCUGGGCUGGAUCUGGGAAGCGCCAGCGUGGGCUCGGCAGCAGGCCAACAGGAACGGCUGGCCUUCCUGCGUGAACAUCCGACCUUCAUCGAGAUGAAACAGCUACUACAGGAAGACCCCCGUCUGUUGCCAUCACUGCUCCAGAAGAUCCAAUCGAGCAAUCCGGAUCUGAUGCGCAUCAUUUCGGAGAACCAGAUGGAGUUCUUGGCCCUGUUGAACGAGGGAACCGAUGAGAUGCAGGGUGGUGGAGGUGGUGGCGGCAGCGGUGGAAGUGGCGUAGCGCAUGAUGUUGCCUCGACUGCCGCUUCGAUGGUAAACACCCUGACCCAGUCCGACAUGGAUGCUAUCGAUCGGCUGAAGGCGCUCGGCUAUCCGGAACAUUUGGUCAUUCAGGCAUACAUCGCCUGCGAACGGAACGAAUAUCAGGCUGCAGAUUUUCUCGUCUCGCAGACGCUGGACGAUGACGAGUAGGUUUGUAAGGGCGGAUGGCAAGUAAGCGCUUUUGAUUUUUUUUUUCAUUCAAUACUUUUCGAUCGAAGGGAAACAAAAUUGCUCUGUGGAUCAGGCGACAAAAUAGGGGACAAACAACAUCCGGUUUAGGGUUUCGGUUGUUUGGCUCACCCUUAAAAACCCCUUUCUAUCAUGACGGUCAAUGAAAAGUUUUCUUUUUCGAUUUAUCGGGGUUCCUUGUUCUAAGCGAGUUUUUUUUAAAUGAUAAUUUCCAUUUUUUAAACAAAAAAGAAACAUUUAAAACACUACAAUAUCUUAUAUGAACAAUAUGAAAAAAAAUCUACAUAAGCAUUGUUCCAGCUAAAAUUUUUUCCCGAAGGCCAAACCUUCUAACUAACGAAAAUGAACGCGGUGAUUUAGCUUAGUGCAUCGCUUGGUUUUUAUUGUAUUUUAUAAGUUGAAGAACUGUCUCUAGGAAAGAAAGGAAAUUAAUAAAAAAAAUCAAAACAUGAAAAUUAUAUCGAACAAAGCAAAAGUAGAAUACCAUUUACAAAACAACAACAAAAACGACGACAGCCUGCAGCAUUUCAACAAAAUAAAACUUACCGAAACUACUAUUACUACCUAAAAAGUUCAGAAGCACACUAGCAAACGAAAAAAACGAGGUCGCGCGUUUUCCCCUAUUCAUUCAUUCUCUUUGAUUCUUUGAUUGAUGCUCCAAUGAUCCAUGAUGAUACCAGGAAAAAGAAAAUACACAGACAACAACAGUUUUUGCCCAUAUGAAUAAAGAUUUAAUAAUUAUAAA